CGCCUUUAUUUUGUUUUGAAAGUGAUUUGAAUGUUUAGUGUUGGCCUAUUGACAGAUGAUGAAAUUGUUAAGUAAAUGAUGGCAUUGAAAUAAUUUCAAAAAAUAUGCAUUUGCUCAUUGUGCGGAAGUUUAUUUAUUUGUCAACAGGAUGAAAGUUUAAAUUAUUUAUUAAAUAUAAUAAAGUUUAAAAUCUAAUUUCCAAAGUCACGUGGUUUACUUUAAAUUAACCUAAAAAUGUUAUACUUGGAAUGCCUAAAAAGUUGUGUUAAUAUAAACAAAAAGGAAAGUUUAAAAUUAUUUUUAAAUAUUUUAAAAUCAAGAAAAACUAAUAAACCUAAUAUAUUAAUUAAACUGAAUAACGAAAAAUGUUAUUUUCGUUCAAGACAUAUGAUUUCACCUUUACACGAAACUAUUGGCACUGUACCUAUUUUAAAUUAUUUUUCACGUCUAAUUUCGAUCGUUCAAGUAAAUAACUAUAAAUAUAAUAGAGAAGAUUAUUCUUCGUAUUCAGAUAGCAGAAAUUCGAAAAAAUUGAUGUAUAUUUUCAGCAGCCUUUGUGUAGGAAUAGUUCUAACUGAUGGUUCUAAUAAUAGUAAAGAAAAACGAUUCUUCAAGGCAGCACAGUAUGGGAACAUUCAAGAUAUUAAAAGGGCUAUAGCUGACGGUAUUGAUGUUAAUUUGAAGCACCCUCUUGGUUGGACUGCUUUACAUGUUGCUGCAAUAAAUGGUAAUGCAGAAGUCAUUAAGUUCUUAAUAUCCAAAGGAGCUGAUGUUAAUUUAGGCGAUGAGUUUAGUAGUAUUUAUAAAACAGCUGUAGAGAAAGGAUUACAUCCAACAGAAGUUGCUGUAAAACGUGAGGAGGAAUUUUCAGACCAUUUAAAUAACAGAGCAUCUUUUAGAGGUUUUACAGCAUUACACUAUGCAACAUUGUCAAAUUCAAAAGAAUGUGUUCAAGUUUUGUUGGAUUCAGGAGCAAAUCCUUCAGUUCAAAGUGAACAAGGCUAUCGUGCUGUUGACUAUGCUAGAGAGGGCGAGGUUAAAGAAUUACUUAUAAAAUAUAAUAUCAAAUACGAUGAAAUAAUGAAAGAAAGGGAAGCAGAAGAAAGACGAAGAUUUCCUUUAGAGCAAAGAUUAAAACAAUACAUUGUUGGUCAAGAGGGUGCAAUUUCUGUUGUGGCUUCGACCAUUCGACGAAAGGAAAACGGUUGGAUAGAUGAAGAUCAUCCAUUAGUCUUCUUAUUUCUUGGCUCUUCGGGAAUUGGUAAAACGGAAUUGGCCAAACAAUUGGCUAAUUACAUGCAUAAAAAUAAACGAGAAAGCUUUAUUAGACUUGAUAUGUCUGAAUAUCAGGAGAAACAUGAAGUUGCAAAACUUAUUGGAGCUCCACCUGGAUAUGUAGGUCAUGAUGAUGGAGGUCAAUUAACUAAACAGUUGAAAAAAUUUCCAAAUGCUGUUGUAUUAUUUGAUGAAGUAGAUAAAGCUCACCCAGAUGUAUUAACUGUUUUACUGCAACUUUUUGAUGAGGGUAGAUUGACUGAUGGAAAAGGUAAAACCAUUGAUUGUAAAGGGGCAAUAUUUAUUAUGACAUCUAAUUUAGCAAGUGAAGAAAUAGCAGAACACGGAAUGCAAUUAAGAGAGGAAGCUGAACGUAUAAUUUCCCAAAGACUUGAAAAAAAAGAAAGUAAAGAUGAAGAAUUGGAACACAUUGAAAUUUCACGAAAUUUUAAAGAUGAAGUUGUUCGACCAAUUUUAAAAUCACACUUUCGAAGGGACGAGUUUUUAGGACGAAUCAAUGAAAUAGUUUAUUUCUUACCAUUUUCUCGAGGUGAGCUUAUACAGUUAGUUUCGCGAGAACUUGAAUCAUGGUCGGUACGAGCUAAAGAGAGACAUGGAAUAGAAUUAAAAUGGGACAGGGAAGUUUUGUCAGCAUUGGCGGAUGGAUAUGAUCCACAUUAUGGAGCCCGCUCCAUUAAAUAUGAAGUUGAAAGGAGAGUCAUUAAUCAAUUAGCUGCAGCUCAUGAACGAGGAUUAGUGAGUAAAGGAUGCUGUGUACUCUUGAAAUCAAAAUGGCACGAAAAUGGUGUUAGUAUUCAUUUAUCUGUCAAGCCUGCAGGAGGAAAGAAAUUUAAAGAUAUUAUCGUUACUGAUAGUUUAUUUAAACAAAAAUAAUAGCAAUUUCUACUGCUCAAAUGAAUUUUCUUUAGAAUCAGUACAUUGUAGAAUAAUUUUUUGAUGUUUUGAUUAAUAAAAUAAGGAGAGUAUUUGCAUAGAAAUAAAAAAUAUUUUUAUAUUACAAUCAAAUCAUUUAUGGUUUUCAAAGUGUAACGUGGUUAUUUAAUAACUGCGUCCAAAGUUAUUUUCUGUGAGUUGCUGACAACUAAAAUGUUUUGUAUCUUGAAAGUCAAAAAAUUAUGAAAUUAUUUAAUAAUAGUAAAUAAAAAACGAGGAUAAUUUGAA
Leptopilina boulardi is the source of this 2457-nucleotide messenger RNA. Its product is annotated as caseinolytic peptidase B protein homolog. Gene Ontology annotation, molecular function: protein binding; ATP binding; ATP hydrolysis activity. Lineage: Eukaryota; Metazoa; Arthropoda; Insecta; Hymenoptera; Figitidae. The transcript has 10 exons. Gene Ontology annotation, biological process: cellular response to heat. Gene Ontology annotation, cellular component: cytoplasm; mitochondrion. Bases 235 to 2169 code for a protein of 644 amino acids. The record is from RefSeq and is a predicted model, not a curated record.